Messenger RNA from Brassica oleracea var. oleracea, 596 nucleotides. RefSeq lists its product as uncharacterized. The coding region runs from base 165 to 476 and encodes 103 amino acids. Lineage: Eukaryota; Viridiplantae; Streptophyta; Magnoliopsida; Brassicales; Brassicaceae. The transcript is spliced from 3 exons. The record is from RefSeq and is a predicted model, not a curated record.
CAGUAUUUCAUAGGGGGCAGCUGCCUCCCUUACUCCUACCUCCCUCCGCCACUGCAUGGGAGGACGUAUUUUACGAGUUACGGCUUACCCUUUUGACAGCAAUCGCCUUGAGCAUUUCUUGGCUCCUACCAAAGAACAAGACAAAUACCUACAGCGCACGUUGCAUGUUACAGGAUUUGGUACGUGGGGUUUUCCCUCGAUCCGGUUGCUUUGUUUUCGGGGACGGGUGUUGUGUUGUUUAUCUCCAUGGAGAUGCUAUUGGAAAGGCUCUGAAACUUAGCGGAGGUUCUGUGGGAGGCUUUAAAAUUGUAGUUCAUGAGGUCCUCCCAAUAAAAAAGGUGGGCGGCGGUGGCGUAUCUAACGCACGUGGGUUGGCUAUGGCUGAGAAAGAUGAAGCAGCUAGGUUGGCUAUGGCUGAGAAAGAUAAAGCAAUUCUAUGUGAGGGCAAUCAGAAGACGAUCAUGACUACGGACUAGAAACCUCUCUCUCUCUCUCUCUCAAAUGCUGUCUCGUGUUAUUUACUUGUCUUGCAAUGCCGCCACCUUCUUUUCUCUUUUCUGGAUGUUGAAUGUUAUGUUUUGUCUGGAUUUUGAAUA